GCCCCGGGGCGUCCCACCCAGCAGCGGCGGCACCGGGCCCCAGACAUCGGUGACCAUGAGCAGGCGGCUCGCUAUGGAGCUGGAGGAGGUGCGGCGCUGGGGCGGCGUCCGCGACCUGCACUUGGUGGACCGUGACGUGCUGCGCUGGAGGGGACUGCUGCUGCCUAACAAUCCCCCCUACAACGCGGGUGCCUUUCGUUUCGAGCUGGCCUUCUCCCCACAUCACCCCCUUGUGCCUCCUCGUGUCAAGCUUCUCACCAGCAUCCAUCACCCCGGUGUGGGCCGCGAUGGCACCGUGUGUCAGCCCCUCACUUCCCCCGAGAAGUGGGAGCCCAUCACCUGUGCCACGCAUGUGCUGCAGGACCUGCUGCUGCUGCUCGACAACCCCAGCACCGAGCGGGUGCUGCGCCCUGAGCUGGCCCGUGAGCUGAGCAAGAGGCCUGAGGCCUUCCUGCACCAGGCAGAGGAGCACACCCGUCGCUAUGCCGAGCCGCGCCCUGACACCCCCGGGCCCUGAGCCCCCACCUCAGUGCUACUUGUCCUGUACAUAAAGCUCCCACCUCAAUCCCGUGA
This is a messenger RNA of Centrocercus urophasianus (Greater sage-grouse), 573 nucleotides long. It is a transcript of the gene UBE2L6, whose product is annotated as ubiquitin conjugating enzyme E2 L6. The transcript is spliced from 4 exons. Bases 56 to 517 code for a protein of 153 amino acids. The record is from RefSeq and is a predicted model, not a curated record. NCBI's taxonomy places the organism in Eukaryota, Metazoa, Chordata, Aves, Galliformes, Phasianidae.